AUGUUUAAAUCAAUAUUAAAGUAUAGUAUUGGUAGUAAAGCUGCUACUAGUUCAUUUGCAACACUCAGCAGCAGUAGAUCACAAUUACAAACCGUUGUUCGUCACUACUCUACCACGAUCGAUAGAGAAAAGAAUGAAUUACCAAAGUUAAAGAAUAUCCUCAAACAAUUCUAUCUAAAGAUUCAUCCUGAUACUUUAUCUGCUCAUCCAGAGGAAAAGAAAGUAAACUCACAUAAUAUGAAGAUUAUUAUGGGUAUUAUUGAUGCAUUCAAGAGAAGACCAGUACCCGAUCCAAAUACUCAACAAAUUCCACAUGCAUUGUCAUUCUUUAUUCCAGAUGAAUUGGAAGAGGGCAAGGACGUAUUGAAACGUGUCGAUAUUGAAAUGAUAGAGAACUGUAGAAACCCAAAUCACGUGCCCGACCAAUUGUCAAAGUUGUUUGGUUACUGUAAUUUGGCAACUCGUUUCUUGACUGAAAUCCAACAAGUCGACAGCUUUAUCCAACCACGUAGCAACGGAUCGAUCAAAGACUUUUUGUUGGACAAUCGUCACUUUGCCGUUCAAAUUGGUGACGAUUCAUUCAAGCAAUCUAGAGAUUUGGAGAUGAUGCUCAAAAAGGUGAGAAGAGAACUAUCGGUGCAAGUCCAAAUGACUGUCAACCCAAUCGACUCGCUCUACUCUUUCCAAGAAAACUAUCUUGCUCUUCAAGAGUUUGCAGAUGUCUAUGUUGCCUGGAGAGACUCACUCACCGAGGCACAACGCAAGGACAAGUCGUUUACCUCCCUCGCUUUUAACCUCAACCACAGUGAAAUCAAUUACGCCUCCAACGACCCAAUCAUCUAUCUCGAUCGUAGCUCUUCAGAGACUUGGGCUAGCUAUCUCAACCGUCUCGACCUCAAGGAGUUGGCCGAUCAGGUAAAGGUGGAGCGUGACGAAAACGCAAAGCGUGUCGAAAAAUACAUCACCCAACGUAAAGAGUUUGACACUCAUUCAAAGGAGCUCACCAAGUUGCUCAAGGUUCGUUCUAUCAAUUGGAUGUUCCACGAUGAUCCAACAGACGAUCCAAACCACUAUUUAAAUAAUCACGAUCAAAUGGACCUCUGUUUAGAUUUCUCUAAAAAUGUUUUAAUCAAGAACAAAAAUCAAAUUACAAAAUUAUUAACUGGAAAGAGAUUUAAUAGAUUAACAAUUGGCAUUUGCCCAAAUUUAAGAAAAUCCAAAUAUUAUAUUGAUAUGGAUGGUGUAUUAAAGAUUUCAACUCGUGUAGAGUUUAAUGAAUUCAUCGAUAUCAUCAACAAUGAACAUGACAAGACUAUUGAGGUUUUGAAAUUGUCUGAAAAGAUGGAAACCCUUCGUGACUAUGUUCAAGUUAGAUUGGGUCUUAAAGAAUUGACCACCCUUACCUCUUUUGUAUAUACACACGGCUACGACAAGGUCUAUCAAGCCUACCAAAAAUUAUACGACGAAUCUGAAAAGCUUCGUAAUCUCCAACUCAAUGGCCUCACCCUCGUCAUUGCCGAUUACUACUCGAUCUCUAGAGCCGGUGAAAUCUUUGUUAAAUAUGAUUUCUCUGUUGAAGAAUUCAUUUAUGCUAUUGGUCCAAAUUCUCAACAACAACAACAACAACCAAUUGUUGAGGAACAACAAGUACAACAAGGACAACAAGAACAACAACAGCAACAAUAA
Molecule: messenger RNA, 1686 nt
Organism: Cavenderia fasciculata
Lineage: Eukaryota; Evosea; Eumycetozoa; Acytosteliales; Cavenderiaceae
Exons: 3
Coding region: 1-1686 (561 amino acids)
Cellular component (GO): mitochondrion
Source: RefSeq, a predicted model, not a curated record